AUGGACUUCCAAAACAAACCACAAUUCCCACUUCUUCUUGUCUUUGUCUUUCUUUUAUCCGUUUCACCGUCUGUUUUGGCCCAAUACUCUCCUCGCUAUGCCUGUGACACCGAUAAAAAUCCAAGCUUGAAGAGUUAUGCCUUCUGUAAUGCUUCACUGGAUUUUAAAACGAGGGUAAAUGAUUUGGUGAAGAGAAUGUCAUUGCAAGAAAAGGCUGGAAGCUUAGUGAGUGUAGCCGACAGCAUCAACCGCCUUGGGAUACCAUCCUAUGGGUGGUGGUCGGAGGCUUUGCAUGGCGUUUCUGAUACUGGACCUGCGACUUGGUUCAAUAAGACUAUAAUCCCCGGAGCCACUAGUUAUCCUCAAGUCAUCCUCACUGCAGCCUCGUUUAAUGAAUCUCUAUUCAACAUCCUUGGAAAGGUGAUUUCGACAGAAGCCAGAGCAAUGUACAACACUGGUGUAUCAGGACUAACAUUUUGGUCACCAAAUGUAAACAUCUUCCGAGACCCCAGAUGGGGAAGAGGACAGGAAACGCCAGGAGAAGAUCCACUCUUAUCCAGUAGAUUUGGAGUGGCUUUCGUUAAAGGUCUACAAGAAAGAGAGGAUGGCGACAAAGAUCGACUCAAGAUCGGAGCUUGCUGUAAACACUACACUGCCUAUGAUCUUGAUAAUUGGACUAGCGUGGAUCGAUUCCAUUUCAAUGCCAUUGUAACAAAGCAAGAUUUGGAGGAUACUUAUAACCCUCCAUUCAAAAGUUGUGUUUUGGAUGGAAAUGUUGCAAGUAUUAUGUGUUCUUUCAACCAAGUUAAUGGGAUACCAACUUGUGGUGAUAGGGAACUUUUGGAAGAGACAGUCCGGGGUGAAUGGAAAUUAAAUGGAUACAUUAGUUCCGAUUGUGAUUCAUUACAAGUCAUGUUCAAAGACCAGCAUUGGGCUAAAACACCCGAGGAAGUUACAGCUGAUGCGUUACAAGCAGGGUUGGACCUCAAUUGUGGGGAUUCACUAAAGAAGUUCACAGAAAAUGCGGUAAAAGAGGGUCUCGUGAAAGAAUCGGUGGUGGAUAGGGCUGUUACGAACAACUUCGCAACACUUAUGAGGCUCGGGUUCUUUGAUGGUCACCCAAGCAAGCAAAUGUAUGGAAAUUUGGGAAAGAAAGACGUAUGCACCAAGGAUAACCAGGACCUAGCCCGUGAAACGGCUAGACAAGGCAUUGUUUUGCUUAAGAAUAGUUUAGGAUCGUUGCCACUCCUUCCAACAUACAUCAAGUCUCUAGCAGUAAUCGGGCCUAAUGCAAACGCCACAAAAGCCAUGAUUGGAAACUAUGCAGGGAUUCCAUGCAAAUACACAACUCCUUUAGAAGCUUUAUCAGAAUCAGUCCAAACAGUGUACGAGGCAGGCUGUGCCAAUGUGUUGUGUAACUCUACCGACAAAUUCGAGAAGGCCAAGAACGUAGCGGCUGCUGCUGACGCCGUGGUUCUAGUCAUGGGAACGGAUCUUACCGUAGAAGCCGAAGCUCUAGAUAGGACAGAAAUAGAUCUUCCCGGCGAGCAAAACCUUCUUAUUUCUGAAGUCGCAUACGUAGCUAGAGGACCGGUGAUUCUUGUUAUAAUGUCCGGAGGUGGAAUGGAUGUUAGUUUCUCGAAAUGUAACCCCAAGGUGACCAGCAUUUUGUGGGUAGGGUUUCCUGGCCAAGAAGGUGGAGCUGCCAUGGCUGAUGUCAUUUUCGGUCGUUACAAUCCAAGUGGAAGACUACCUAUGACAUGGUAUCCACGAUCUUAUACAAAGACAGUUCCCAUGAACGACAUGAACAUGAGACCAGACCCAACCACAGGCCAUCCAGGUCGAAGCUAUCGGUUCUAUAGAGGUGAAACUGUUUACCCUUUCGGGUAUGGACUCAGCUACUCAUUAUACAUCCAUCGCCUCAUUAAAGCACCCAAGCUUGUAUCAAUCCCACUGAAUAAAGCUCACGGUUGCUCAUCAUCUUCUUGCACAUCAUUUGAUGCAUCCGGUGAUAUUUGUGAUGGUUUAUCAUUAGACAUUGAUGUGAUGGUAACGAAUAUCGGAAAGAUGGGUGGGAGCCACACCAUCUUGUUGUUCUCUUACCCUCCUCAGGUGAUCUAUAAUUCACCCACCAAACAGUUGUUAGAUUUCAAGAGAGUGCAGUUGGGGCCAUGGGAGAGAACUUCAAUUAGCUUCAAGAUCGACGUUUGCAAGCAAUUGAGUGUGGUUGAUAAAGAUGGUAAUAGGAAGGUUGGAUUAGGGCGCCAUGUUCUUCAAAUUGGAGAUAUCCAACACUCCGUUAGUCUCAAGAUUUGA
This is a messenger RNA of Cynara cardunculus var. scolymus (artichoke), 2316 nucleotides long. Its product is annotated as beta-xylosidase/alpha-L-arabinofuranosidase 2-like. Lineage: Eukaryota; Viridiplantae; Streptophyta; Magnoliopsida; Asterales; Asteraceae. Gene Ontology annotation, biological process: arabinan catabolic process; xylan catabolic process. Bases 1 to 2316 code for a protein of 771 amino acids. Gene Ontology annotation, cellular component: plant-type cell wall. Gene Ontology annotation, molecular function: alpha-L-arabinofuranosidase activity; xylan 1,4-beta-xylosidase activity. The record is from RefSeq and is a predicted model, not a curated record. The transcript is spliced from 6 exons.